ACCAAUCAGGGGCAGCUCGGUGCCUCUUUCAGGAAGUAAACGCACAAACUACAGAGGAGAUAGCAAGGAAAGCUGUACCUGAGAGUGCAACCUCUGGCCAGGCGACAUAAGUCUAAAAUAAUAAUGUCCUUAACCGUUUUAAGAUCUGCUUACAGACUGAGGUCCCUCUGCAGACUGCAGCGAAUCCAGGGCCACAUGAUGUCGAGUCAGGUGGAACCAGAGGUUCUUCUGGAGAAAGUGGGCAGCGCAGGUCUGAUCACCAUAAACAGACCCAAAGUCCUGAAUGCCCUCAACCUAACCAUGAUCCGGCAGAUCUACCCGCAGCUCAAGAAAUGGGAAAAUGACAAUGAGACUGACAUUAUGAUCAUCAAAGGAGCAGGUGGGAAAGCCUUUUGUGCUGGUGGAGACAUCAGAGCGGUCACAGAAGCAGGGAAAGUUGGAGACGCUCUUGCAGAGGACUUUUUCCGUGAGGAAUAUAUUCUCAACAAUGCUAUUGGAGCAUGCAGGAAACCAUAUAUCGCCCUUAUUGAUGGAAUAACAAUGGGAGGGGGCGUAGGUCUGUCAGUUCAUGGACGGUUUCGAGUGGCCACUGAGAAGACGCUGUUUGCCAUGCCAGAGACUGCUAUUGGGCUUUUCCCUGACGUGGGCGGUGGCCAUUUUCUGCCGAGGCUCCGGGGCAAGUUGGGACUGUUUCUGGCCUUAACGGGCUUCCGUCUCAAGGGACGUGACGUGCAGAGAGCUGGAGUUGCCACUCACUUUGUAGAGUCUAAGAAGAUCCCAGACCUGGAGAAGGAGCUGGUGGACUUGAGGUCUCCCUCUGCUGAAGACGUCUCCAGAGUGCUAGAUUCCUACCAGAACCAGAGUAGUCUGGAUUCUGAGAAGGUUUUUGUCCUGGACAAGCACAUGUCUGAUAUUGACAGGUUGUUCAGCUCCAGCAGCGUGGAGGGCAUCAUGCAGAACCUGAAAGCAGAUGGCUCAGAGUUCGCUAACAAACAAGUGGAGACGCUGUCCAGGAUGUCUCCCACGUCCCUGAAAAUCACCUAUAAGCAGCUGCAGGCGGGUGCAUCUCUGAGCCUGCAGGACGUGUUGGUGAUGGAGUAUCGACUGAGCCAGGCCUGCAUGAGGGGCUGCGACUUUUAUGAGGGUGUAAGAGCCGUGCUGGUUGACAAGGACCAGAAUCCCAAGUGGAACCCGUCAACGCUGGAGGAGGUGUCUGAUCAGACUGUGGACCAGUGCUUCUCCUCACUGGGAGAGAAAGACCUGACCUUCUGAUGUCUGUCAGCCAGCAGCUGCUUCCCACCUUCAAACACACACCGCUCAGCCUUCGCCAAGCCUCCUGUCCCCACAUCCCUUUAUGUCCCUUUAUGUGAGAGGAUGGGAGAAAGUCUGUCAUUCUAUGACGAGUACAUACAUAGGUCAUAUACUUAAUAGUUUGACUCUAUACUACUACUACUUCUACUACUAAUACUGUGGUGACAUUUUACAGGAGAAUCCAGGCUGCUCCUCUGCAGCUGAGGAAAAGAAGGUUAGAUUCAUGUUCACAGCCAGAAAUGGAAAAUAGUAGCAGAAGAGGUAGCUAACACUGUGUCACACCUGACAAAUGUUCAGAGUAAACUUGCUCUGCAGUGGAAGUGGAGUCUUUUUUUUUACAUAAAUAACUCUCUUCUGCUGCAAAUCCAAGGAAUCUGCCGCACAGCAGCAUUAACAUGAGGACAUGGGAGGAGAAAAUGAUCUCACCGCUGAGUGCUUCAUUACAUUUCCUGUGGGUGUUUGUUGCUGUGACAUGGAUCAGUAUCAUCUGUAUUUCUGCAGUGUGGCCACUUGUUCUAAUUCAGAUAAUAUAUCGUCUCUAUUCCUGAAUUUUUUUGUCUUUUUCCAGUAUUUGUCUUUUUAGUAGUAUCUGUAUUUUUUCAGAUGUAACAUAGAUCACAAAGGUAUUCUCUGACAUAUCCAAGCAACACUCCCAAGACAAAUGGCCGAUUUAGAAGUAGAAGUAUAUCAGUAUUUUACUCUGAAUGCAUUUACAUGAUUGUUACAUUGCAUUUUUAGAAAACAAAUGUGUUUUCAGCCGUCUGAAAUGUGUGUUAUAUAGUGCGUUUUUAUAUUUAACUUCUUCUGAUGGACAUGUCAGUAGGAGUCAAAUCACCUCCCUAAACACCAGCUCUCAAUAGCUGCAUUAUUUAUGAGACAACCAGUCAGAUUGGGCGUCACUGCUGGAACAGAGGGCAAUAAAGAGAGUUUGUAAUGUAACAUAAAAUGUUGUGUUCUUGGUAAGUGAAGAAGGAUCUUUUAUGACCUGCUUAUAAAGUGUUCUUGUAAAACAUUGACACGUCGUUAUAAAGUGCCUUUGUUAUCAGCAUGGAAUCGCCAAGCUGCUGCUCAGAUAUGAACUCUAGAAAGUAAACAUUCACACAUUUAAGCUGCUCUGUUCUACCUACCGUAUUGGCAGGAAGUCUUGCAUAUUUUGUUAGACAGGUAUAAUUGUGUAAUAGAUUAUUAGAGACCACAGUCUGUUACAAAUGAAUGACCAAGCUAUUGGUCUGAUAGUUCUACAGACUCACAAAUAUCUGAUUAAAUUAUAAAAAAUCAGGUUUCAGAACUAUUUUUGUGAUUUUUGAAUCCCAAGCUAUCUACAGUAUGGGACACCUGUACCUCAUGUCUGUUUAAAUCUUCUCUACCUGCUUCAUAUUCACAGUCUGACUCAAUAACACAAAUCUCAUUUCAACAGUAGCCUCUUGUAAUCUGUGUCAUAUUCAUCAAGCACCACCAGUAGUGCAACAUGCAGUCUGAGGUUCACAGGAUGGCCUCCACAUACUGCAGCCAAUAAACUGCCAUAAACACUGA
Molecule: messenger RNA, 2844 nt
Organism: Siniperca chuatsi (mandarin fish)
Lineage: Eukaryota; Metazoa; Chordata; Actinopteri; Centrarchiformes; Sinipercidae
Gene: hibch
Product: 3-hydroxyisobutyryl-CoA hydrolase
Exons: 14
Coding region: 124-1272 (382 amino acids)
Biological process (GO): L-valine catabolic process
Cellular component (GO): mitochondrion
Molecular function (GO): 3-hydroxyisobutyryl-CoA hydrolase activity
Source: RefSeq, a predicted model, not a curated record